CGAUGAUGUGAGAGAUCCCCCGCGUGUCAGCGCGGCUGUCCAAGGUGUUCGGGGAUGUGCCGUGGGUCGAUGUCGUGGAGAGAACGUCGCCAGCAUGACCGCGGACUCGUGCCUCCAGAUUUCGGAGGCGCUCGGCCGCCACCCCGUCCUCAUCGAUGCGGCUGGGAUCUCCCGCGUGCGACGCCCCCGCCUUUACUGGUGCAAUUUCCCAGUAGGGCGCGGCGCACUGCGGACUUCGGCUCCUGCGCGUGACACGGUGGAGCUGGCUGCGGAGGUGGAGCCGACGGAGUUGUGGCUGCUCGGAGAUGCUUGCUGGGACCUGGGCAGCCGGGCUCGCCUCCCAGCUUUCGCCCGGGCCCUCCCUCGAGCAACGCCGCCCCCUGCCCCCGCGGGCCUGCAAGAGUGCACGGCCCACGAGCGGGCUCGGUGGGCGGCGGACGACUUCCGCUUCCCUCCGUGCACUCACAAGGAUUCGAACACGGUGGCGACGGCGGACGGAGGCCGCCGUGUCUUGUCCCCAGUGGAGAGAGAGGUCUUGAUGGGCUUCUGGCCAGAGCAUACUCUACCUGCUCGGGCCGCCUCCGGCCGCGAGGGCGAUAACAUGCGGUGCUCCCAGGUGGGCAACAGUUUCCACGUUGGCGUGAUGGCGUGGCUGCUGGCGCAGGGCCUCUUCGCAGUCGGCCUCGCAGAUGCCCGUGUUGCGGCGUCGGAGAUUCAGGGCGCCUUCUAUGCCGAGCGCCGGGCGCGGAGAACGAAGCUGAGGCAGCUCGUGCCAUUGUUCAUGGGUUGCUCCGUCAUGCUGACCAUCGAGGGUCUGGCGUCCGGCUUGUGGAUCUGGCAGACGGUCCUGUCCCACAGGUGGCGGCGCCUCGGCCGGCACAUCAACGAACUAGAGAUGCAGGAGGUCUUAUCCGCUCUCAAAUGGCUUGCGCGUAAGAGCGACCACCAUGGCUUGAGGAUUGGUAUGUUGGUCGACUGCCAAGUGGUCCUCGCCAUCUGUGCCAAGGGCCGGUCGUCUUCGCACAGGCUGAACCACCUUGUCAAACGAAUUGAUGCGCAGCGCUUGGCCUGCGACCUCUACCCCUUCUACGGCUACGUCACUAGCAAGACCAACCCGGCCGACGCCCCCUCGCGAAAGCGCGAGCGCGUGGCGUCUGGCCUUACACCUGGCCCCAGCAGGCGGGCUCCGCCCUCUCGGCCUAUUGAGGCCGCCCCCAGUAGGGAGGGGCGCGGAGCCCCGGCCGCGGGCCGGGCAGGUGCCAAGUCGACGAAAUGCCGCCUAUAAAUUGAUUCUUGCUAGCCGUAGAAGGGAAAAUCGUGCGCGUGCCCGCCGAGCUAUGGGUCGCCUUGCCGAUUGCGUGGUCUCCGCGCCGACCCUGGCGCGUUAUUCAACGCGCGUUGAUGCCUUUCUGUCUUGGCAGGGGUCCGAGUGGGAGGCCCCGGAAGAUCCUUCAUAUAUGGAUCAGACUGUUAUGGACUACAUCGAGAUGCUUUGGUCCGAGGGGGAGCCGAAAAGGGGUGGUGGGCCCCGCGCCUGAUUCCUGUGCGCGCCGCACGCCUUCGGCUAACAAUACUGUCUGGCCACCGGA
Messenger RNA from Prorocentrum cordatum, 1589 nucleotides. The record is from the annotation of a GenBank genome assembly. NCBI's taxonomy places the organism in Eukaryota, Dinophyceae, Prorocentrales, Prorocentraceae.